AUAAAAUUGGCACUAUGCGGAACAAGCGAGGUGUGCAAGUAGUUCCGUACGCAGAAUAGUACCUCGACAUCAGCGACAUCAGCCUUUGCCUUUGGAAGAUUUCAGAAAACAAUAAUAAAUUCAUCUGACUAUAAAAGAAAUAUAUAGUUCAAUAGCUCCGGAGUGACAAACCGAUUGUUGUUGGGAUGUGAACAAGUCUCCGAGGCGAAAAUUUCGAGAUUGAAUUGAUUUCUUGACGGUGGAAGAUCUAGCAUGGAUCAAAGCAACCGAGUUAUUAUGAAAAUAUGUGGAGAUGAAUACUAAAAUUAUUACUCAUGGUGAACCAGGGAAUUACUAGGCAACACAAGAAGAAAUUGUCCAUAUCAGGUUCCAAAUUGUUCAGUGACAUGAAAGAUGCUGACUACUAUAUACAGGCAGCCAAACGACUACAGAAGAAAAACAACGGAUACAAAUUAAAAAUUAUAGUUUUUCCGUGGUAUUCAUGUGCUAUGUUUGUUAUUUUAAAUAAACAUGAUAAUAGGUAA
Messenger RNA from Acanthoscelides obtectus, 524 nucleotides. The record is from the annotation of a GenBank genome assembly. Lineage: Eukaryota; Metazoa; Arthropoda; Insecta; Coleoptera; Chrysomelidae.